UUAAGAAAAACAAUGGAUCCAAUCACGCGUCGGAAGAAUUGUACUUCGAAUCAUUCGAAGAAAAUCCUUCGAUACUUCAAUUCCACAGUCGGUGGUAUUGCUGAGACGCCUCUCUCCUUCUCCUUCUCCUUCUCCUUCGCUUUCUCAUCUUCUUCCUUUCUGAGCUGCUCCCCAACUAUCUCCACCAUGAAUUGACCAUUACCCAUUACUGCUAUAUUCUUCUCCUACACGGAUCCUCCUUUGUUCUGCUCCAUCUCUUCGAUUUCUUAUCCUGGUCACAUAGCUGAGUUGAAGGUGGAGAGAGCUGCUGGAUACAGGAAAAUAGGCUGUUUAUCUCAUAACCCAUAGCUCCAAAUCCUGAUUACAGGAUAGAGAGAAGAAGUAGAGACAUGGGACUAGACAAUAUCCCGGCUCAGAAGAGAGCUGGCAAUGGAGGGAAUAGUUUGCCCACCACUGCCGCCACCGCCAACGGCAGAAGAAGCCGUACUAUCCCCGGAAUUCCUCGUGGCCGUCAGAUCCAGAAGACUUUCAACAAUAUCAAGAUUACCGUACUCUGUGGCUUCAUCACCAUUCUUGUUCUUCGUGGCACCAUCGGCAUCGGCAACCUUGGUAGCUCCGAGGCCGACGCUGUAAACCAGAAUAUCAUCGAAGAAACCAACCGGAUCCUCGCCGAGAUUCGAUCUGACAGUGACCCCAACGACCCGGAUGAUCCUGCCGAGACAGAAAUCAACCCUAAUGUUACUUACACACUCGGUCCCAAGAUUGCGAACUGGAAUCAGGAGAGAAAGGUUUGGCUGGAUCAGAACCCACAAUUUCCCAAUUAUAUUAAUAAAAGAGCAAGGAUCUUGCUUGUUACCGGUUCGCCUCCAAAACCCUGCGAUAAUGCAAUUGGAGAUCAUUAUUUGUUGAAGGCAAUCAAGAAUAAGAUUGACUAUUGCAGGCUUCAUGGGAUUGAAAUAGUAUACAAUUUGGCUCAUUUAGACAAGGAACUUGCUGGGUAUUGGGCCAAGUUGCCGUUGAUCCGGCGAUUGAUGCUGUCACACCCUGAGGUGGAGUGGAUUUGGUGGAUGGACAGUGAUGCGUUAUUUACUGAUAUGGUGUUCGAGAUUCCACUGGACAAAUAUGGUAACUACAAUUUGGUGGUUCACGGAUACCCUGAUUUGAUGUUCAACCAGAAGUCCUGGAUUGCACUCAACACAGGAAGCUUUUUGUUUCGGAAUUGCCAGUGGUCUUUGGAUUUGCUGGAUGCUUGGGCUCCUAUGGGACCAAAGGGUCCUAUCCGGGAAGAGGCCGGCAAGAUUUUGACUGCAUACUUGAAGGGAAGGCCAGCAUUUGAAGCUGAUGAUCAGUCAGCUCUGAUAUACUUAUUGCUUUCUCAGAAAGAUCAGUGGAUGGAUAAGGUGUUUCUUGAGAAUUCAUACUAUUUGCAUGGUUACUGGGCUGGAUUAGUUGAUAGGUAUGAGGAAAUGAUUGAGAAGUACCACCCUGGAUUGGGCGACGAAAGGUGGCCAUUCGUGACGCAUUUUGUGGGCUGCAAGCCUUGUGGUAGCUAUGGAGACUAUCCAGUGGAAAGGUGUUUGAGUAGCAUGGAGAGGGCUUUCAAUUUUGCUGACAAUCAAGUUCUGAAGCUGUAUGGAUUUGGGCAUAGGGGCCUCUUGAGCCCCAAAAUCAAGCGGAUCAGGAACGAGACAGCCACUCCAUUGGAGUCGGUUGAUCAGAACGAUAUUCGGCGGCGCGUUCUUCAUCGGAACAAUGCUCCUCCAACCAAGUGAGCAAACUUCUUCCUUGUGUGAUUUACCUUUUACCUGUUGUAGGUGAUGGUAUUAUUAUACGUGAAUUCAAAGAAGAUAGAUUAAAGGGUGGUAAUUGUCCAUACCCAGUCUGUCUUGCUUCAUUUUCUUGUCAUUCUGAUACUGGUUUUGAGAAGGAUAGAGUGGAAUUCUUUCAUUAACUUAAGAAGUCCCUGUUGAUCUUACUUUGAUCUU
Molecule: messenger RNA, 1985 nt
Organism: Cucurbita moschata (crookneck pumpkin)
Lineage: Eukaryota; Viridiplantae; Streptophyta; Magnoliopsida; Cucurbitales; Cucurbitaceae
Product: probable xyloglucan 6-xylosyltransferase 5
Exons: 1
Coding region: 390-1772 (460 amino acids)
Biological process (GO): xyloglucan biosynthetic process
Cellular component (GO): trans-Golgi network; endosome; membrane
Molecular function (GO): hexosyltransferase activity
Source: RefSeq, a predicted model, not a curated record